AUGGAUGCAAAGGAGGCUAAACAGCUGUGGAUUGAGGAGGAGGCCUAUCACGAGUGGAGGUUUGAGAAGAUAGUCAGAGGGGAGGUGGUAGUUGAUAAGGAGUUGGACAAGAGAGGGCGGAGAUGGCGAGAGAAGAUGAACAAAAAAAAGCAAAAAGCUCAGCGGCCAGAGCAGGGCCGAACCCGUCCACUCUUGACACGCCUACGAAAACUGUACCACCGUUACCACGCAACGAGCAAUGUUAUUCUGGCCCCGCCUCUUACCGCUAGACCACGAGGGAACAUUUACAAGGACCGAGGACUUAUUGGGUUACUGAGGGGUGCUGAAAGGGAACCUUAUAAGGCCCAAGUGGUAGGUUCAGCGCCUAAGGUACCUAAGGUAGUAAGCGCCUGGCAGGUGCUGCGCGUUGGCACAGUGCCUUCUGCUGGCAUGCCGGUAGGUGCCGGGCUGUCGGUACACCCCAGAACCGGGCAGACAGCCAGAACGGCUGGUACCUCUACAGCUGGUACACAGCUGCCUGAUAGGUACCUCUAA
This is a messenger RNA of Neurospora crassa OR74A, 534 nucleotides long. RefSeq lists its product as hypothetical. Lineage: Eukaryota; Fungi; Ascomycota; Sordariomycetes; Sordariales; Sordariaceae. The record is from RefSeq and is a predicted model, not a curated record. Bases 1 to 534 code for a protein of 177 amino acids. The transcript has 2 exons.